UUACGUGGUGACGUCAAGGAGCACGUCGACAACUGUGACCCUAUAAAUUGAAGUGGCUCAGGUUACUCUUUAAUAUUGAGCGAAGAGGCACUCCGGUGGAUAUUUAAGUUUCUUUUUAAUCUUUUGGACCUAAACCAACAUGGCGAACGGGCACGUGAAAAUCAACGACAUCUUCUGCAACGACAACGGCCUCACGAGAAGCACACGCUGUGACCCUAAAUCUACCUCAGACACAGAAAGCAUGGAGGACACGGAGGAGUACAGGCUCCUUAUGGCCUACGCAAAGAGGAGGCGGCGGCCGAAAGGGGGUUCAUCUCCACAGGACAAACCGAAUUUAGUAACCGGUGACACAGAUCUGAACAACCACUCGCCUCUGAUGCUGGCAAAGACUGAAAAAGAAAAGGAGAAGAAGACUAAGAAGAAGAGGAAGGGAUGGAAACGUCAUCUGAGCAUUUUCAGCUGCAUAAAACCUCAAACAGAAGAAGUAUUGGAACAGAGCGGAAUAAAUGAGGAGCCGCUUGAUGAUCACGAAAGACGUGCUUACUUUAAAGCUGAUGUAAGAGAAGACGAUGAGCUGAAACAACUAGCGAGUAAGCUGACAAGGAUCGCUGAUGAAAUCCCGUUCCUUCCUCCAGAUCUGGAGCCGGACUCCCCGGCAGAUGAUGUGAAUGUUGAGCGCAUGAUCGGCCUGCUGCUGAGGGAGUCUGGAGACAGACUGAACGAGAGAGAGCUGAAGGAUUCUGGUGUCGGCAUACAACUUUUCGGGAACUACGAUUUCUUCAAAUUGCUAAUCUCAACCCUUCUCAUGAGGAUGGGCCUCAAGAGCCCCAACCCCGACUCUCCAGGGCCAAAAGCAUCUCCCAAAACUCAGAUCGCUGUGAUGUGUGAGAUCACCUGUCGUCUGUCAGCGGUCAACACGCUGCCCGGGAACCAACUACUGGGCCACGGAGCCAGAUAUCUGCAGCAUAAUUAUGCAUCCUGGGUACAGCAGCAGGGCGGAUAUGAGACCGCCUUUUACAGUGAUGAUGAGGACGACAUUCAGUGAACAGAAAGUUCACGAAGGCUUUUAAGAUUGGCACAAGUAACAAAUUCAAACUCAGGAUUAUUUGCCACUUCCGUUUACAUGCACAUAAAACCCAGAUCUGACGAGCGUUAACAUAUCUGCUGCUGCCUGCGUUAGAAUCUUAUUGAAUCAUGUUAAUCGGGUUUCUUUUACAUAAAUAAUUAUAUUGUUCAGGUCUCUUUUUCCUUUUUAAGUCUUAAAGGAACCCUGAGCCAAUGAUGAAACUAUUUUAGUAUGAUAUUAAGUGUUUCAUAAAUUAAUUAGUCUUCUUGUUUUUACGGGAGAUGAAGGGUAGCUUUAGCAAUUUUAAAUGAACAAUAUUUAUGCUGUAGUUUUGUGGGAAACAAAAUGCAUUUUCUUAAGACUAAUAUAUUUUGUAGCACUUGCACUUUUUUUAAUGAAAGGUUAUUAAUAUGUUGAGGGAUGCACACAGAGCUGUAAUGGUGUUGGUUCUGGCAUUUCAGGUUAUGUUAUUUUAUUUUGUCUAAACUUUUGUCCAAAGUUACCAAAGAAACUUUUUUACUGUCUGAAUUAUGCAUGAAUGCUUGCAUGACUAAAAAUAAACUUUAGUCAUUGUAAUUCAACCCCAGCA
Molecule: messenger RNA, 1655 nt
Organism: Cottoperca gobio
Lineage: Eukaryota; Metazoa; Chordata; Actinopteri; Perciformes; Bovichtidae
Exons: 7
Coding region: 140-1045 (301 amino acids)
Biological process (GO): regulation of extrinsic apoptotic signaling pathway
Source: RefSeq, a predicted model, not a curated record